Molecule: messenger RNA, 1977 nt
Organism: Helicoverpa zea (corn earworm)
Lineage: Eukaryota; Metazoa; Arthropoda; Insecta; Lepidoptera; Noctuidae
Gene: Ugalt
Product: UDP-N-acetylglucosamine transporter
Exons: 7
Coding region: 269-1414 (381 amino acids)
Biological process (GO): pyrimidine nucleotide-sugar transmembrane transport
Cellular component (GO): Golgi membrane
Molecular function (GO): UDP-galactose transmembrane transporter activity
Source: RefSeq, a predicted model, not a curated record
ACGUCAACAGUUCAUUGGCUUUGCUUGCCGUGCCGACGUCAACAAUAAAAUUUUAUUGUGAUUGUGAACCUAACUUAGACAAGAUAUAUAAUUAUAUUUUAAUCGAAUUUUUCAAUGAAAUAGCGCAACUCCAAAGCGAUUUCAAAUGAAUUAGUAUCUUCAGUGGAUUUUUUAAUGUUUAUGUGGCCCUACGGGAACUGGUAUCUUCAACUUACAAACUUAAUAUAACAAUUUAGUCUAUUAACAAAAUGUUAACGUUGUUCUUCCUAUGAAGUCUACUGACUCGAUUGGAGAACCUUCAGUAAACACAGAUCUUGUUGGAGAAGUUGUUGAGCCGGACAUCGCACAAGAGCUGGCAGUUGUUGACACACAACUAAAUAUUGAAGAAGAUAUGGACGGUGACUCAAAAAAAGCACAAUCCUAUGCACACAACAGAAGAGUGAAUAAUUAUGGCUAUAUAAAAUAUGUAAGCUUGGUGAUAUUGACAUUGCAAAAUGCAGCAUUAGGUCUAAGUAUGCGAUAUGCUCGCACAAGAGAUGUGGAAAUGUUCUCAUCUGCAGCAGCCGUUUUAAUGGCAGAAGUAUUUAAAUUAAUCAUAUGUGUGUGCCUUGUUAUGCAAGAGUCUGGUGGUGUUGAAAAGGGUGCACACUCAAUGUACAGUGUAGUAAUAUUAAAUGUCAGAGACACAUUACGAGUCUGUGUGCCAUCAUUUUUAUAUAUUGUACAAAAUAAUUUGCUUUAUGUAUCAGCAUCUAACUUAGAUGCAGCCACUUACCAGGUCACAUAUCAACUAAAGAUACUGACAACAGCAUUUUUUGCUGUUCUUGUAUUGAAAAGACAGCUCAAGAAGUGGCAGUGGUUUGCAUUAGCAAUUUUAGCAGCUGGAGUAGCUCUUGUACAGCUGUCCUCUACUGAAAAAACAAAUGUUGCUAAACCACAUUUACCAGAGCAGUCCAAAAUAUUAGGAUUUAGUGCAGCAUUGGCAGCUUGCUUUAUAUCUGGUUUUGCAGGAAUAUACUUUGAAAAAGUACUUAAAGAAUCUGACAUUUCUGUGUGGAUGAGAAAUGUACAGUUGAGUUUACUGUCUUUACCAUUUGGAACCAUUACUUAUCUUGUAAAUGAAGGAACUCAAAAUAAUUUGCUUAAAGGCUUUGAUGGUUUUGUUUGGUAUCUAGUCAUAUUACAAGCAGCAGGAGGCCUUAUAGUUGCUGUAGUUGUCAAAUAUGCAGAUAAUAUACUAAAAGGUUUUGCAACAUCUGUUGCAAUCAUCAUUUCCUGCAUAGCAUCAAUUUACAUAUUUGAUUUCAACCUCACUGUACAGUUUGCUGUUGGCACACUGUUUGUUAUCGUCUCAAUUUUCCUAUAUGGUUAUGUACCCAAGAAACCUGAGCCAAGGACGUCUCUAAAUGUAUGAUCAUUUCUGUGCUUUAUUUAAAUUAAGUCCUUUUUAUUUAAAGUAUUUUAUCAGUGCUUGUUUAUAAUAAGCUUGCCUAUUUUCAUAAGACUUACAAAUAGAUAUUCAUUAAGAAUGAUCAGGGUAAUAUAAAGUGUACCCUAGCAAGUAUAAAUUAUUAAUUUUGAUAGGAACUGCUAAAAACAAUGAAUUUAUUCGAGUAUUAGUCAAGGAUUUUUUAAACAUCCCUAAACAGGAAAUGUUCAAAAAUGCUAUGAUAAGCAGUGGCUGAGUUUGUAGCUGAUAUUUUCACAAUGGAUACUUAACAUUUUAACAAUACAAAUUAUUUUAUAAUUAUAAAUAAUAAUCAAUUCAUAAUCAAUUUGUGAAAUAAUAAACCUAUUUUUGGUACAUAACUAUAAUAAGUUAAUUAUGAUUGUUUUGCUAAUUAAGUUUUAUAAAAUGUCUAAUGGCAUUUAAAAUAUUUUCGUAAUGGUAAGUAAGAAUUAAAUAUGAAUCAAAAGCAGAAUCUAUGCUAUCUUAUAUUUAUAAGUAAAUAUGUUAAUAAAUUAUUUUCAACUUAA